AACAUGGGAGCCAGAAACCAGACGGCUAUUUCCAAGUUCCUUCUCCUGGGGCUCACAGAUGACCCAGCCCUACAGCCUCUCCUCUUCUGCCUGUUCCUGUCCAUCUACCUGGUCACCGUCCUGGGAAACCUGGUCAUCAUGCUGGCCGUCAGCUCCGACGCCCGCCUCCACACGCCCAUGUACUUCUUCCUCUGCAGCCUCUCUUUCACUGAUAUCUGGACAAGCACCACCACCAUCCCCAAGAUGCUGGUGAACCUGCAGACACGGGACCGCAGCAUCACGUACACGGGCUGCCUCACCCAGAUCUGCUUUAUCUUGAUCCUGGGUGGCUCGGAAAACUGUCUCCUCGCAGUGAUGGCCUAUGACCGAUACAUGGCCAUCUGCCACCCGCUGCGGUACAUGGCGGUGGUGAGUCCCCGCCUGUGUGCCCUACUGGUUCUGCUCUCUCUGCUCAUUAGCAUUGCAAAUGCCCUCCUGCACAGCCUGAUGCUGCUACGGCUCUCCUUCUGCUCACACCUGGAGAUCCCUCACUUCUUCUGCGAGCUUGUUCCCGUCAUCAGGCUCGCCUGCUCCGACCCCCUCGUCAACAACCUCCUGAUCUAUUUUGUGGCUAGCCUAUUUGCUGGCAUUCCUCUUUCUGGGAUUGUCUUCUCCUACAGUCAGAUUGUCUCCUCUGUUCUGAGGAUGCCACCAACAAGAGGGAGGUAUAAAGCUUUUUCCACCUGUGGGUCUCACCUAUCAGUGGUUUUCUUGUUCUAUGGGACGGCUUUUGGGGUGUACAUGAGUUCUGCCGUGAGUGGCUCUUCCAUGAAGAGUGUCGUGGCCUCGAUGAUGUACAUUGUGGUCCCUCAGAUGAUGAACCCCUUCAUCUACAGUUUGAGGAACAGGGAAAUGCACGGGGCCCUGAGGAAUCUCGUGAGUAGGAUAUCUUCUCUGGGACUGUGUCACCUGCCCUGA
This is a messenger RNA of Lepus europaeus (European hare), 957 nucleotides long. RefSeq names its product olfactory receptor 7G2-like. The record is from RefSeq and is a predicted model, not a curated record. The transcript has a single exon. Gene Ontology annotation, cellular component: membrane. Lineage: Eukaryota; Metazoa; Chordata; Mammalia; Lagomorpha; Leporidae. The coding region runs from base 4 to 957 and encodes 317 amino acids. Gene Ontology annotation, biological process: G protein-coupled receptor signaling pathway. Gene Ontology annotation, molecular function: olfactory receptor activity; G protein-coupled receptor activity.